This is a messenger RNA of Myotis davidii, 4362 nucleotides long. RefSeq names its product heterogeneous nuclear ribonucleoprotein U-like 2 (gene HNRNPUL2). Gene Ontology annotation, molecular function: protein binding. Gene Ontology annotation, cellular component: membrane. The record is from RefSeq and is a predicted model, not a curated record. Bases 16 to 1764 code for a protein of 582 amino acids. Lineage: Eukaryota; Metazoa; Chordata; Mammalia; Chiroptera; Vespertilionidae. The transcript has 13 exons.
AUUCUACACUCCAAUAUGAAAACUGCUGAUUUUCUUUCCCUCCUUUUUGUAGGAGAUGACCAAGAUAGUGAAAAGUCAAAACCAGCAGGCUCAGAUGGUGAGCGGCGGGGGGUAAAGAGACAGCGGGAUGAGAAGGAUGAACAUGGCCGAGCUUACUAUGAAUUCCGAGAGGAGGCUUACCACAGCCGCUCAAAGUCUCCACCACCCCCUGAAGAAGAGGCAAAAGAGGAGGAGGAAGAUCAAACUCUUGUGAACCUGGACACGUAUACCUCUGAUCUCCAUUUUCAAGUGAGCAAAGACGGCUAUGGAGGGCAGCCACUUUUCUCAGAGAAGUUCCCUACCCUGUGGUCUGGGGCAAGGAGUACUUAUGGAGUGACAAAGGGGAAAGUCUGCUUUGAGGCCAAGGUAACCCAGAAUCUCCCAAUGAAAGAAGGCUGCACAGAGGUUUCUCUCCUUCGAGUCGGAUGGUCUGUUGAUUUUUCCCACCCACAGCUUGGUGAGGAUGAAUUCUCUUACGGUUUUGAUGGGCGAGGACUCAAGGCAGAGAAUGGGCAAUUUGAGGAAUUUGGCCAGACUUUUGGGGAGAAUGAUGUCAUUGGCUGCUUUGCUAAUUUUGAGACUGAAGAAGUAGAACUUUCCUUUUCUAAGAAUGGAGAAGACCUUGGUGUGGCAUUCCGGAUCAACAAGGAAUCCCUGGCAGACCGGGCGCUCCUACCCCAUGUCCUCUGCAAAAAUUGUGUCGUAGAAUUGAAUUUUGGUCAGAAGGAGGAGCCCUUCUUCCCGCCACCAGAAGAGUUUGUAUUCAUCCACGCUGUGCCUGUUGAGGAGCGUGUGCGCACUGCAGUCCCACCUAAGACCAUAGAGGAGUGUGAGGUGAUUCUGAUGGUGGGACUUCCCGGAUCUGGAAAGACUCAGUGGGCACUGAAAUACUCAAAAGAAAACCCUGAGAAAAGAUACAAUGUCCUGGGAGCUGAGACUGUCCUCAAUCAAAUGAGGAUGAAGGGGCUUGAGGAGCCAGAAAUGGACCCCAAAAGCCGAGACCUUUUAGUUCAGCAAGCCUCCCAGUGCCUUAGCAAACUGGUCCAGAUUGCUUCCCGGACAAAGAGGAACUUCAUUCUUGAUCAGUGUAACGUGUACAACUCUGGCCAACGGCGGAAACUGUUGCUGUUUAAGACGUUCUCUCGGAAAGUGGUGGUGGUUGUCCCUAGCGAGGAGGAUUGGAAGCAGAGGCUGGAGUGGAGGAAGGAAGUAGAGGGCGAUGAUGUGCCUGAGUCCAUCAUGCUGGAGAUGAAAGCCAACUUCUCUUUGCCUGAAAAAUGCGACUACAUGGAUGAGGUGACAUAUGGGGAGCUGGAGAAGGAAGAAGCGCAGCCUCUUGUCACUAAGUACAAGGAGGAGGCAAGGAAGCUGCUGCCCCCCUCUGAGAAACGGACAAAUCGCCGGAACAACCGAAACAAGCGCAACCGGCAGAACCGAAGCCGAGGCCAAGGCCAAGGCUAUGUGGGCGGGCAGCGCCGAGGCUACGACAACCGGGCCUACGGGCAGCAGUACUGGGGGCAGUCUGGAAACAGAGGGGGUUAUCGUAAUUUCUACGAUCGAUACCGGGGAGAUUAUGAUCGCUUCUAUAGUCGAGAUUAUGAGUACAACAGAUACAGAGACUAUUACAGACAGUACAAUCGGGAUUGGCAGAAUUACUACUACCACCACCCCCAGGACAGAGACCGAUACUACAGGAACUACUACGGUUACCAAGGGUAUCGGUGAAGCCUCUGCCCUUGUCACCUGUCAGCCAUGAAGCUGAAUCUCUGGGGGUGCCAGCCAUCCCCAAAAACACAACCAAGGAAAACAGGGGCUGUCGGGGUGGGGCUGAGCUGCCGGGGAGGGGUGGUGGGAGGGAGGGUGCGCAAACAAGGGUGGGGGAGGGGGGAGGUGGAAACAAACAACAAAACUGUACAUUUUUUUUAAAGUUUGUUGAAAAGAAUAUUGUCUUAUUCUAUAAAACAUUUCAAACCUAGUUAGAUAUUUGUAAUCAAAAAACAUUUGCUCAGAAAGCAGCACUUAGGGCUGCCUGUCCUAUACCCUGCAGUUGGACAGGAAAAGGACUGAAAAUGUCACCCUUUAACACUGUAAGGCAGCAGGAGCGCAGCCAUGUGAGGGAGAGUGAGGAGGGUGAGCAAGCAGGCGUGUGAGGGCACUCUCCGUGGCAGGCAGGAGGGGACAGGGAGAGCUUGUGACUGGGGCAGUGAAAUAAACGAUUGGCUCUUAUCAAUCACUUGCACCAACUAACCGUUUGUAUUUUCUUUACCAACCUUUCCCUCUUGGGAUAUCUGGUCUGGUGGGCUGGGAGGCAGAGUGGCAUUGUCUCCACUUUCCUGUGCCUGUGUGCUGUUUGGCUGAGGCCUGGAGACUACCAGUUGGGUGGUUCUAUUAUAUAGGAUUCCCAGGCUGAGGAGGCAGGGGGACUGCUUGUUCACAGAGCAGAAUAGCUUGCAUCCUCUACGUACCCAUUAAUGAGUUCCCAUCAAGUCUUGGGGGAGAAUGGGGUUGCAGGCCUCAGCCUGAAGAUGGUGAUCGUCAGUCUGUCCUCUCUGUCUUCCAAGGUUGAGAUAGGCAUGAAGUCUCUGAAACCAUCUCUGUUAGAGUAUCUGUCCUCUUACAGUGCAAGAGAAGGAACGUUUCUCAGGGUUUCCGCUCACACAGAAAUGAAGCAGGAUUCUUUUCAUGGCAGCAGGAUGUGUACAUAGUGAAUCCUGUGGUGUGGGCUAGCAGGCCCAGGUGCUGAGAAUAGCAACUAUUUUAUACAGUAUGGAGGGCACGAGCCCGCUGGUCUUUUUGAUACACAGGUAGAAAGUGAAUAGAAAGGGGCGGGUGGGGGCGGGGGGGAGGCAGCUCAGUGGGGCUGCUGCAACUUGGGGAGAGUGUGAAUGUGUGUGUCAUGUGUGCAUGAAAGGGAGCGCCCCUUCCUGGCUUCUUGAAACAGGAUUCCUUCUGGGGUGCUUUGCUUGCGUGUCCCCAGAGAGGCCUCAAGCCAGGAGACUUCAGUUGGGAUGGUCUUUGCAACUUUACCAACACCCUCCCAAUUCUUAACAGCUUCAGGUGCCCGGGUUCAAGGCUAUGGGUGGGACAUGGGAAUGCUCUUUCAAUAUGUAGCUUCAGUUUUAAUUCUUCCCGCUCAGCAGCUCAGCAUGGAGUCCGCCAAGAGCUUCUUCAGCCAAUACCACAUGUUGCAGCGCUUCCUGGUGAGGAAAGACCCUGGGUUGUUACUAGAAAAAGCUUCACUUCCAUUUCCUCACCUGAGCAGUUCUCUGUUUAAAACUUUGUGCCGAGAUUUGGUCUCUCCCUCUCCCACUGUGACCACCGUGCAGCCCUUCUCUAGUCUGCAGGCUCUCGUUCUGGCCCUCUAGUUGCCUGUCUGUGAUACACCCUUCUGUCCCACAAAUACCUCUGACCCCCAGCCUGGAAUGGGGGGCUGAUAGGAAGUAACUGCUUGCUCAUGGUGUCCUCUGGACACUGCUUUUGUAGUGCCGUCGAAUGGAUUUGUGUGUGGCAGUGGAUGAAGUGACUGCAUGAACUUUUCUGUAACCCACUAACUUUUUAUUAAGGGAGUUUUUGAGAAGCUUUGCUUAUAGUAUCAGGGCAAGGAGGUGAAAACUGGAGCCCAAAGAAAUUCUCUUAGGGCAAGAUCAUGUUAUAAUAGAAAAUUAAAUCUGAGGCAGAAACUGCCACCCCCUUCGAAAUAUCCAGUCCUCCAGCAAGUAGCAUCCUUUUGUAGUCUAUGACAUGGUGUGUGGGUGCUAGGCCCUCAGGGCCAGGGGGAUAAACUCUGCCCCUUUGGGUUUCUUGUGGGGAGGGAGGAUUAGGGGAGGUACUUGCUGUUCAAUUUUGACACUAGAAAGUCACCUUUAAAAAAAAAAAAGCUGUUUUUCUAGGUGGGUGGAAAGUGACUGCCACGUCCUCGUUGGUUUAACCCGAGAUCACUCACAGCAGCACCAGGUGUCUGGGUUUUGUUUCUGUUUUUAUUAUAAAAAAAGCAAUGUUAGGGGCAAAUGUGGGUUACCAGAAGGGACCCCUAGCCUUGUUCUCCUUAGAUCUGUGUAGUGUUUUAUCCGACCUCUGUUGUAGUUGUAGAUGGAAAAGCUUGUGAGAAAAACAAACAUCACAUGGAGCCUGUAAAUGUUUUUGCACAACCUGUAAAGCAUUCUUGGAAGUGGCCAGUAAAAAAGGGUUUUACCAUUUUUAAAAAAAUGUAACUGUGUCAUUGUUUACAUCUGUAACUUUCCUCCCCUGUUCUCCUUACAGCAUUCUGGCGAAUGUGUAGGCACAGUAGUUCCAGUUUUAGAAUAAAUAACCAUUUGGAUUGAA